Molecule: messenger RNA, 1317 nt
Organism: Talaromyces stipitatus ATCC 10500
Lineage: Eukaryota; Fungi; Ascomycota; Eurotiomycetes; Eurotiales; Trichocomaceae
Exons: 2
Coding region: 1-1317 (438 amino acids)
Biological process (GO): regulation of DNA-templated transcription; DNA-templated transcription
Molecular function (GO): DNA-binding transcription factor activity, RNA polymerase II-specific; zinc ion binding; DNA binding
Source: RefSeq, a predicted model, not a curated record
AUGGCUUCUAAUCCGCGAAGAAUAAUGCCUGGAGCACCAUGCUUGGAAUGUCGACGGCGAAAGAUUGGAUGCAACCGCUCUCGUCCUUGCUCAUACUGUGUCAAAACCAAAAUCCAAUGCAUCUACCCAGCACCAACUGUAGCUCCAAGCACAGACGGCACAGACAAGACCGAGUACGUGCAACGGAGAGUUGACGGUGUUGAAGAACGGUUAAGCGUUCUUGAGCGACAUAUGAACGAGAUCAAACAGCUCGUGAUGGACAGGAAUUCCCCUUCACGCGGUCUACAGGAUGCAAACAGGCCAGUGUCUGAAGCUGUAGCAGUAGCCACGCAUGAAACGGCAUUGUCAAGUCAAGCGACACAAUCAAUAAUUACUAUUGAGCCAGCGCAAGAGAGCAAUGAAAUAUUUUCCCCCAUGACUCUCGUAGCAAUGUGGCAGACAUAUCUGGAGAGAGUAGACCCGUUGCUCAAGCUAAUCCAUGUGCCUUCUACACAAAAGAUAGUCAUGCAGGCAUGCAAAGACAUAAAGAUUGCAAACCCGAAUACAGUUUGCUUGACAUAUGCAAUUGCUUACGCCGCAAUCGUGAGCAUGUCACCAAUGGAAUGCAUCUCGGACCUUCAACAUAAUCCUCAGGGGCCUAACGUCCACGGCCUUAUUGGCAUGGCAAUCGGAAUAGCCAUUAAGAUGCACCUAAAUCGCGACGGCGAUAAGUCAGAUAUUUCAACUUUUGAAGCUGAAAUGCGUAGACGGCUCUGGUGGCAUAUUCUUACCUUGGACGUUCUGGCUGCUCAAGAUAAGAGCACGGACCCAUGUGUUUUGGGAAGCUCGUUCAACACAAGGACGCCAUCCAAUGUUAGCGACAGCCAGCUCGACCCAGAUAUGAGCAGGCCACCAGCAGACAGACCUGAAAACACUGAAAUGACGUUCACUUUGUGCAAUUUUACUGUCACUUUCUACUCGCGACAAUUGAUGUUUUCAAGUGACUUUUGUCACGAAAACCCAUAUCCAAUACUGUCGGUUCAAGAAAAGUGCGACGCAAUUCGCAUACUGGAAAAGCAGAUUGAGGUUCAGUAUCUGCAGUAUUUUGAUGAAUCAGUACCAUUGCAGAGAAUUACGAUGCUGGCUACGAGACUUAAUUUGCUGAAGAUGAAACUUUCCGUGAAUGGUCAAUCUUCCAAAGAAUCAGGUUCCAGAUACGACCAGCAAUUCAUCCAAGAUUGUGCACUUUAUACGGACUAUGUCUCUUCUAUGAAGAAUUGUCAAAAAAGCUCAUAUUUCAUGUGGUUUUUCGACAAUCUGCUGAAUUGGUCCGUGUGA